AUGAGGGCGACGUCGUCUUUUCUCUCGCUCCUUGCACUUCCCUAUGUACUCGCUGUUCCUACCAGUGACCAGACUCUUUUAGGUGGCUCAGAACUAGGCUUGGAUGUCGGCAGUCUGAGCGGAAUAGCGCACUACGUGCAGCAUGCAGUGCACGAUGUGCUAGGGGACAACAGUAUCAAUUCCGAGGUCAACCAGUGGAUAGAAGAUGGGAAGAAGUUUAUUAUGCAGAGCGGUCUUAUCUACGAGCUCGUCUCUCAUCCUGCUUUCGAGCAGUAUCAGUUGAGAAUGAAGGAGCCAAAGCUUUGCGACCCCACAGUGAAGCAGUACUCUGGGUACCUUGAUAUCGCUCAGGACAAGCAUCUAUUCUUCUGGUUCUUCGAAUCCCGCGUCAACCCUGCAGACGCGCCUCUGGUUCUCUGGCUCAACGGCGGACCAGGCUGCUCUUCCUCCACCGGCCUUCUGAUGGAGCUUGGCCCUUGUAACAUCGAUUCUGACGGUCGGAACGUGACGUCCAACAAGCACUCUUGGAACACGCACGCCAACGUUAUCUUCCUCGACCAACCCGUCAACGUUGGGUACUCGUACGCGGACGAGGGCACAAGCGUGAAUACCAGCCCUGUGGCUGGUCAGGAUGUGUAUGCGUUCCUGGAGCUAUUCCUCAGUCGUUUCCCUAAGUAUUCAAAGUUGCCGUUCCACAUCGCGGCGGAGAGCUAUGGCGGAACGUAUGCGCCAAACAUUGCCGCGGUGGUGCACAAAGAGAACCAGGCGCUGGUACGCUCGCACUCCGCCGCCUCUCGGGGCCUUAUGUACAUCAAUCUUGCCUCGGUGAUCCUUGGGAACGGCCUCACAAAUCCGCACGUGCAGAUGGCGAGCGUACCGGACUGGGCAUGCGACGGCCCAUACGCGGUGUACGACGAUCCGGAGGGACCACAGUGCUCCGCCCUAAGAACCAAAGUGCCGACAUGUCAACGUCUCCUCAAAAGCUGUAAUGAUUUCGAGUCUCGUCUGACGUGCGUCCCCGCGCUCUUGUACUGCAACAGCCAGAUUAUGGGGCCGCUUAUGCAGCUCGGCCUCAACCCGUAUGACGUGCGCCGCAAGUGUGAUCGCUCGAAAGACGGUGACCUCUGCUACCCUCAGAUGAGCUGGAUCGAGAUGUGGAUGAACCUGCCGGAGCAGAAAUACGAGCUUGGCGUGAACCCAGCGCAGGAGUUCUCGGCGUGCAACAUGGAAGUCAACCAGGCGUUUGCGCUGCAGGGUGACGGCGCGCACAAUAGCGCGAAACUGCUGCCGGAGCUCGUCGAGAAUGGCAUCCGUCUACUUGUCUACGCCGGAACGGCGGACAUGAUGUGCAAUUUCAUCGGCAACGAACGGUGGGUUGAGCAGCUUGAAUCCAAGUUCCGCGACGAAUUCGCUAGCGCGCAGUCUGUGCCGUGGACCGUUACUGAGACGGGCAAGAUCGGAGGCUUGGUCCGCAGCGCGGGUGGCCAUGGAGCUUCUGCGGGAAACGUAACUUUCGUCGCCGUUCAUGAGGCUGGACACAUGGUUCCAUUUGAUCAGCCGGAGGCCGCCCUCGAUUUGAUCACCAGGUGGAUUAUGGACAUACCGCUCUCACUCAAUACAUCCCUGCAUAUUCCGUGGAGCGGGCUUUAG
Sparassis crispa is the source of this 1650-nucleotide messenger RNA. RefSeq names its product Carboxypeptidase Y homolog A. The record is from RefSeq and is a predicted model, not a curated record. Gene Ontology annotation, biological process: proteolysis. Gene Ontology annotation, molecular function: serine-type carboxypeptidase activity. The coding region runs from base 1 to 1650 and encodes 549 amino acids. Lineage: Eukaryota; Fungi; Basidiomycota; Agaricomycetes; Polyporales; Sparassidaceae. The transcript has 7 exons. Gene Ontology annotation, cellular component: fungal-type vacuole.